CUAACGCUAAUGUACGCAAAAAGCACGAUUAGUGAGACGUUAGAAAGCAGAGAAGUGAUACAUAAUGUGUAUUUUGUUUAUAAAUGUGGAUCCUAAUCCUGAAAAAGGUGGUUAUAGGUUAAUAGUGGCCACAAAUAGAGAUGAAUAUUAUAAAAGGCCAGCAAUGCCAGCUCUUAUCGAUAAAAAUGGAAUUAUUGGAGGUAGAGAUAUGGAACCAGGUCGAGAAGGUGGGACUUGGCUGGCUUUACGAUCGAAGGAUCAGGAAAACGGCAAAGGCAAAGUUCAUUGUUUGGCUGUGCUUUUAAAUGUAACUGGGGCGAAAGUUGAUAAUGCCAGCGGUAGGGGUAACAUAAUUACAGAUUAUUUGAUGAGCAAGACAAACUUUCUUGAAUACACCGACAUGUUGGACCAAACUUUAUAUAAUGGCUACAAUUUUGUUACGGUUGAAUUAAGCAAAGAAGACGAGACUAUUUACCACCACAGUAAUUUUCCCAGAGUUAACUCUAGUUACCUAGGCAAGCAAACUCUGGGAUUUGGAAAUUCUCCAAUAUUCACCCCUUUAGCUAAAGUUACGAAAGGAAGGCAAAUGUUCGAAGACAUUUUAAAAACGAACCUACCGGCAGAUGAGCUAGAAAAAGAGUUACUGAAAUUGCUGAAAGACGAAACCAGGCACCUACCAGACGAUGAAUUGGAAAGAAGACAACCUUUAGCCUUCGAGAGUUUGAGUUCUAUUUUUAUUCAACUGGAACCUGCAGGUUAUGGAACAAGAACCCACACUAUAAUACUAAUAGAUUAUGACUGGAAUCUCUCGUUUAUCGAAUACACUAUGGAAGAGCCCAUAGAUAUCCAUAACCUUAAGUGGAAAGAAACAAGACUUAAUUUAAAACUGUGAUAUCAUAACAAAUGUUUUUUGUCAAUUGCUAUCUAUUUUCUGUGGUAAUGAAAAUAUGUUCUCUAUAUUUUAAGAAUAGAUAUUAAUGUUUUAAUGA
This is a messenger RNA of Diabrotica balteata, 989 nucleotides long. NCBI's taxonomy places the organism in Eukaryota, Metazoa, Arthropoda, Insecta, Coleoptera, Chrysomelidae. The record is from the annotation of a GenBank genome assembly.